Messenger RNA from Leishmania major strain Friedlin, 2571 nucleotides. RefSeq lists its product as hypothetical. The record is from RefSeq and is a predicted model, not a curated record. Lineage: Eukaryota; Euglenozoa; Kinetoplastea; Trypanosomatida; Trypanosomatidae. The transcript has a single exon. Gene Ontology annotation, molecular function: protein binding. The coding region runs from base 1 to 2571 and encodes 856 amino acids.
AUGCCCUCGCAGCAGAAGCGCUCGGUGGCCUCCGAGCUGCUCGUGAACGAUCGCAUCCUUGUUGUUCCAGCGCCACCCCUGUCCAUUGCCACCGUCGGCGAUGUGGUGUGGAUCACCUUUUCAGACGGAGAGGUCGAGGUGCGCAACAGGCGUACCGGUGAGGUGGUGCGUCGCUUUGAGCCGGCCCUGUCCGCAGUGCCAGCAUCGGACCCCACCGACUUGGCUGCCGUCGGUUUCUUGUCGAGCGUGACAAAUCGGAUGUCUGCCGUCGGCGUCGGCGGUGCAACCGACGCGUCCUCGCCACUGAAGCGACACAGCCACAAGGAUACCGCGACCACGCUCACCGUCCACAGCACCGCCGUUGUUCGCGCACUUCUCGCGGUGCCGACGGCGGACGGUGAAACGCACGUGUGGAUGGGCCUGUCCAACGGCUGCAUUGAGGUGCAUGAUGGGGAGACGUUUCCUAGCCGCAGUGGCGAGACCGCCGUCGGCGCGUCGAAUCGCCCUUCCACAGGCAGCCUGAUCUUUCUGCUCCGCAAGCAUACCGCAGCCGUGACGAGCCUGGCGGAGUUCGGCGGCUACGUCUACUCGGGCAGUGAAGACCACCAGAUUCUGCAGUGGCGGGCGUGCCAAUACAUGUACGCCCGCUUCUUCAGAAGCCACUGCCCGCAUGAUGGACCGGUGCGCUGCUUGUACGCCGAGGGCAACGCACUUGUCUCCGGAUCUGACGACUGCACGGUGAAGGUGUGGGACAUCGGCGAAGGUGACAUGCGACUGACAGGGUACUUCCACUCGCACAGCGAUGGGGUGCUGGCGCUGUGCCGUGUUGGGGAGCUCAUGUGGUCUGGCGACGCCUCUGGGCAGGUGGUGCGGUGGCACCUUCGCACCUGCGAGGCAGUCAGCAUCCAUGCCCCGCACAGUGGUCGCGUGCUGUCGCUCUGUCGCGUCGGACAUCGGGUCUACUCCGGCUCCUCGGACGGCACCAUGGGCAUUUUCGAUGCUGCCAGUGGGCAGCUGCUACAACGCAUCACGGAUCAGGCACUCGGUUGGGUGACCGCAGUCGAGUGCCCUGCCAAACUGUCCCGCUUUGUGGUGUGGUCUUGCAGCGCUGAUGGGGCGGUGCGGUGCUGGUACCAGGACGAGUACGCGAGCAUGUCAGCAGACGAAGCGCGCUUCGACGAUGGUUCGUGGUACGACUCAGGCUCCACCCCAUACCGUGAGUUCCGCGCCUCUGUGGGGCAGCGCACGCAGCGGCUGAAGCAGCAACUCGAAGCCAUCGAGCAUCGUGACAAUCAAGCCAUGGCGCUGCUGCGCCACUGCAGCACGGUUUUCGGCGGCAGUGUCUCGGAGCGCGAGAUGCAGCAGCGGCGGCUGCAGGACCAGCUCGCUCAGCUAGGAGAAAGGUGCCGCGUCGCGGAGGAGCGUCUGGCAACAAAACGCAGCAACAUAGCUCAGGUGGAUCGCGAUAUUGCGGCGGCGCUGGCGCUGCUUCAAAACACGCGAUGUGAACUGAAUCUGCUCAUUCCUGGCGAAGCGGAGCGGGUGCUGUCCAGCAUGCCGGCGGUGACCACAGAGGAUCUCGUCGCUUACACACCAACGCCAGCGUUGGCGAUGCUCGGCACGAACGCCACCGCACCGUCUAUCACCACAACCACCACCGAUGGUUUCCCAACGGUUGCUCCACCACCCCUCUCGUCAUUGAGUCACCCCCUGCCACCCCCCACAGUGACAGUACCGGGAUCUGCAGUGGCAGCAUCCGCAUUACCGCUGCCGCCGGCAGCCAUCACAUCAACCUUAGGUGUGGGCGGACCGCUGUCAGGCGUACCACUGCCUCUCCCGCCACCCGUGGCCGCGGUACCGCGUCUGGAAAGCGACGGCAUCGCCGUGCCAGCCCCGGGAAGCGCCAUUGCACUACAGCAGCAGCCCUCAGUGCCCACAGCCGGUGCGUCUGUGCCAGCGUUGACCUCAGGUAUAGUUCCAGCUGUCGGCACUGCAACGACAGUUGCUGGGGCGAGUACCGGUAUGGGCGCUGCGGGUACGGGUGUGGGUGUGGGUGCCAGCAUGGGUGCUGCAGGUGUGGGCGCUGCAGGUGCGGGUUUGGGUGCCGGCGUGGGUGCUGCAGGUACGGGUACGGGUGUGGGUGUGGGUGCCGGCGUGGGUGCUGCGGGUACGGGUGCGGGUGUGGGUGCCGGCUCUACUGGGGCGGGCAGUGCACCUGCAGGAGUUGGUGCAGAUGCUGCCGCAGCGGAAAAGAGCGCUGGCCCGUCCCUAUAUCCAGACGACGGCUUUAGAUGGACGAACCCGCACGUCGGCAAUUACAUUCAGCGCCGCUACUACGGCGCCUCGCCGAGUCUGCGCACGACAGAUUUAAUGAAGCGGGAGCGGCGCCGCGGACGUCUGCCGCGGGUGAAGGUUGAGGCGCUGCAGCGAGACCGCUCUCGUUCCCGUUCAUCGCCAACCGCCCUCGAGGCGAAAUCCCGCUCCGCCAGUGACAAGGCGAAGCGAGCGACAACCACCACGAAAACGGCAACAACUGUGGUAAAGACGAGCUCAACGAAGGCAGCUGCAUGA